AUGAGAUGUGUAACAUACAAAUGUGUAUUAAUAUUUAUUAUAAUAAAAUGUGUCAAAUCACAAGACAAUAAUCCUGAUCAGCCUGCUGAUGAAGAGGAUGAGGAGGACAACUUUGAAGUUUUAGACCUAGAUAAAAUCAUUCAACAACGACUUGAUCGUUUUGAGGAUCCUCAAUAUCAACCUCAACCAGAACCUCAGUAUCAACCUGAACCAGAUCAAUAUCAACAAGUAUUACAGUAUCAACCUGAGACAACAUAUUAUCAACAAGAAUUAUCAGUAUAUCAACCUCAACAGUAUGAUCAGUAUCAACCUCAACAUUAUCAAUCGUAUCAAGCACCAACUCAUCCUACAGGUCAACAAUAUGUUGGUUAUCAAUAUUAUGAACAAUCAGGAGUUAGUCAACCAGGUCAAUAUUAUAUACCUCCAGUAACUCAACCUACUCAACAACCAAGUUAUCAAAAUUACUACCCUGGGUAUCCUCCACAUCAACCAUCCUAUCAACAUCAGUAUUACGAACCUCCAGUAACUCAACCUGCUCAACAACAACAGUAUUAUCAACCUAGUCAACCUACUCAGACUCAGCCUCAACUACCACAACCACAGUAUGAGUAUUAUGAACCUACUACUACUCAAACUCAACAACCAGAACAGUAUUAUGAUCCUAGUCAUCCUACCCAACAACAACAUUAUUAUGAACCUCCUCAUACUCAAACAGAAAAGAGGAUGAUAAUUUCCAUGUUACAGAACAUGAUCAUCCAUAUGCACAAAAAGAACCUGAACCUAGUAAGGAACAAUCUCAACAACCAGUACAACCACAAAAACAAAAAAAAGAAACCGAAGAAACCAAAACGAGCUAGAUCUCCAAGUGAAGAUCAAUCAGAAAAACAAGGUGAUGAACAACCUAUUAAAAGAAGAGGACCGAAUAAACCUAAAGUAUAUAAUGAAAUUAAAUUUUGUAAAAUUGAUUCUGAUGGAAAUCUUGUAAAAAUGACAAAUGAAGAUUAUGAAGUUACAUAUGAUGAUCGAAAUAAAACAAAAUAUUUAUUUUAUGCAGAUCUUGAGCAGAUAGAAUGUGACAAUCAAAUUAUCUACCUCCAUGAAGAUGGAACUCCAUAUUGUUCAUCAUUAACUUAUAGUAAAAAAACUAAGAUUGUUGUCAUUACUAAUAUUCAAGGAUUUAUAUUAAUUAAGAGAAUUAAAGGAGAAUGGACAACAACUGAAGAAAAGAUUCCAGAGUAUGUAAAAUUCUAUACAGAAGAUUCCGAAGGCAAAGAAAUUUUACUAACUAAAGAACAUUACAAAAUACGAAUUACACCCAGGUGUAAAAUGUACAAAGAUAAAAGCUGA
Messenger RNA from Theileria parva strain Muguga, 1347 nucleotides. Its product is annotated as SVSP family protein. The transcript is spliced from 3 exons. Lineage: Eukaryota; Apicomplexa; Aconoidasida; Piroplasmida; Theileriidae. The coding region runs from base 1 to 1347 and encodes 448 amino acids. The record is from RefSeq and is a predicted model, not a curated record.